AACCAGUUCUCACCCCCUACCCCCCUCCACCAACUCGCACUGACCCUGGUGGUGAAGUAUGGAAAUCACACCCCGUGACUACAGGCAGGCCUUCACCCAGCAGUGGCUCGACAAGGAGGUGUACAUCAAGACUUAUUCAUUAUAUAGUACUGCAGUACAUUGGUGGUCUUUUGGUAUCACAGUCCUAUCUAUUGUGUUGUGAGUUCAAUGGGCAAAGUAUUGUCUGUGUGAACUUGUAUGUAUCAUUGUUACUAUACGUGUGGAUUACACGUGUAUAGGAAGGUAACGUGCAUGUUAGCUGCGUCAUGAUAUGCACUCAAUAGUGAACUGCACGUGGAAAUCAACACGUUGUCAAGUGUUUGUGUUAAAUCAAAUUUUUGAUAAAGUUCAAUAGUCUGCACAUUCACAUUGCAAAUUGAUACAAUCUGCCCAACUACUAUAUUUUCUCAAGCUAUAUAUGUACAUGCUUGUCUCGGUAAGCUGCCCAGUGUGUUCUGAAAAUGAUUCACAGUAUAUAUCGUAUAUCGAUGAGAUAUUUAGUUGUUGCGUUGAACACAACAACACUCCGUGACACGUACAUGGGGUUAGUGAAUAGCAAUCAAUAUAAAGACACGUCGAUGGGGGGGAAAUACACUUCCUGUCCAUUAAAAUAAAAACUGUAUUCAAUCAAAGGCAGCGGUACCAGUGUAUGUCGCUGUGUUUUGCUGGAUUUCCCUUGUUAGUCAGCCAUCAAAAUCUGUUGGGGAAAAAAAUGCAGCACAUGCGUGUAUUUAAUUUUGUUUUUAUAUGAACCAAACAAUACCACGUUCCAUAUAUGGUACACGCUCAUUUUGUUGUGUUUACAUGUAGCAAAUACUGUUAUGUUAGUUUUAGUUAACUAAAACUUUAACAUUUAUUUUUAAGGCCUUGGAGCGGACAUAUUUAAAGCCACGUACAACCUAUAAUACUUUUUCACUCUUCAUAAAUACCCAUUUUGCAUGUGGGAAGAAACCCAGAUCACUUGGAGAAGUCAACAAGUAUGAGGUGAUUUAUAGUACGUGAUCCGCAUAGAUGGAUCCAUAAGUAUAUUUUCUGUACUACAGUCUACUAGCCAUCAGACAGCCAUGGGUUACAGACAGGGCUUCAUUAAUCACUUACUUUGCUUUUCAUGUCGCUGGUAGACUGUAGAAUGGUUUGUAACUAGGAACCACAGCCAUAGCAAUAAGUAUACUGGAUGUGGUGUGCUGGAUGCGGACAUCUUUCCAGGUCGCCAACGCAGAAUACAAUCGGGCUGGAAUUAAGCCCUCAUUUCGGAGUUUCACAAAUCCCGUGUAACCCACCAACCCUUGCGUAUGAAACAUGACUAUUUCCCAAACAUCGCCUAAUAUAUAUUUUUCCCUUUGGAGAGUGUUAGUGACACACGUGUUGAGUUUUUCGUUAUUUGCGCUUGGGCAUCACUGCCAACGCAGCAUAUCCAACUAACUUGCCAUAAAAGUGCAAGUAUAUACAGUAGGCAAGGCACCGCAUGAGGUUGAUCAUGAAUUAUACUGCACAGCCAAACUUCUGUCAGCAGCCUCUGCUCGUGUGCCUCCCAGAGGGACGUGCAUGGCUAGCGAGCCCCUCCAGGUGUCUCACUUAUUUUUGCCGGCCAGGACCGUGGGCCGCUUUUGGAACGCACAAUGUUUCCCGGUUGACGUCGACAUUAUCAGUAAAACGUCGAGAGGAACAAUACGAGGCAUGGUCCAAGCAGAGGUUAGGAAGCCGACAUGUUAAACACGAGCCACGCCGACUAUUCCCAGCAUUGCAGUAGCAGUCGGGCACAAACCCAGUUCAUGGAAAGGGCGCGAUCUAAAUCCAAAAAUGGAAUAGAAUGGAGACAGAGCUACCUGUUCUGUAUUUUAAUUUCUCACCAUUUGCCACGUGUGGUUAAUUCAGGGCAGAAGCUUGAUGUUUAUUGGUGAAAGUCUGGUGGGGGGGGGGGGAAACGAUAACGCAAAGAGCAGACAACAUUGUCUCCCUAAACACGACUCAGGAUUUAUCACCGACUCAAAACAUUUGAGUGGCAUCAUCCCAUAUCCAUCUAACAAAGGAGACGACUAAAAUAACAAUAACAGUGGUUGAGACUGCUUAUGUUUGGAAGACCAAGAUGUUUACAAAACCCUCAGCCACUUAGCUUGAACAUAUGAUGCAUAUGAUGCAUCGUUAGAUGCCUUGGGGGCACGUGCUAUUAGUUAGGACCUAAAACAUCUGACACUACACAUAGUGAAGGCAAGGAGAAUUGGUGAGGUGUGGUAACAUCAACGGCUUUGGCAAUGAUGAAAUAUUGAUCUUGACUACACAUGGUGAAUUGGUUUGGUCAGAACCACAACAGGAUGCUCUCCUAUUUAAAACCCAAGUCAAGUUGUUGAAGGGACUAUCACAAAGGUAUGUGCGGUUAUGGUCAUGAAGCCACAUUAUAAGGCAGAUAAGCGCUCAUAUAGGACGCCACGGGAUGCGAGAUGUUAACUACUUUGCCUGGUAUACAGGAAGUCGUGGGUUCAAUCCCAACCUUGACGCCGGUAUAUUUGGAGUUUGGAUGUUCUCCCCGUGGUUGCGUGUAUUUUUUCUUCGGCUCCUCCGUUUUUUAUAUCCAUAUUUAGAAGCAUGCGUUUGGAUUAUUUGGCUGCUAGACAUUUCCACGCGAUAGGCCACUUCGUUGAGCUAUCAUUUGUGGCCAGGUCGCUUCUGAAAAAAGAGCUAUACAAUGUAGCUCAGUGGGCCUUACGUAGUAAAAUAAAACGUUUAGUUUUAGGUUGUGUUUUGUAAAGACACACGUGUAACUAAACACCAAUCAUAACAAUACCAUUAUAAUACAAUUAUAACAUUGGCUGGCAAUACAAGCCAAAUAUCCAUUGUUAGCUUAUAUCCCAUGUGUCUCAGCUUAAUUACCACUGUGUUGGCUAAUGUCCUGGAUAUCCGCAGUUAAAGUACAAAGGUUUCACAAGCUCACAGCUCCCUGCUACAUGAUGUGUGCAUUGCUUGGUCAACCACAAUGUUCUGUGAAAUUACUUGGGAGAAAAUAAAAAUGAAUGUAAUGCCCUGUCAACACAUGAUAUCCAUUUAUAUAAUGAGUCUCUAAUAUCUUUUACAGUUUCACUUGUCAUGCCACAGUGUUGUCUUAUGGUGGCCCAAUUGCAUAACAAUAUUAUUCUUACGUACGUAUGUACGUUGAACUUCUUUCGCACCGUACAUAGCCAACUGUGCACGGGAAAAGUACAUCAAACUAAACACAAAAAGCAGUUCUAAAGAAGUUAAUGUACACCACUGUCAUGGGGAUUAUUUUACCAAAAUUCACUACGCUAGUCAAUACGGUUUCGUGCCAGGAGCGUUGAUACAGUAUAACAAUGCAUUUUACGAAAACUAAACUUUUUAAACAUUUUACCAGGUAAAGGCCCAUUGAGCUACGUAGCUGUUUUUCAGACGCGACCUGGCCACAAAUUAUAGCUCAACAAAGUGGCUUAUCAUCAUGUGGAAAUGUAUCGCAGCCAAAUACUCUAAAUGCGUGAUGUUGAUUCUAAAUGUGGAGGGGAAAACCGGAGUACCCAGAGAAACAUCCACACGAAUACGGGGAGAGCGACACGCAAACUCCGAAUAUACAGCAGGCAGCAGGGUCUGAAUCGAACCCACGACCUCCUGUAUACCAGGCGAGGUAGUUAAUAUCUCAUCACCGCGGUGCCCUAUUUUUCCACUGCCCACAACGUAGCCCCGCAGUCUCUCACACCUGUUAUGCAUGGUGGUCACCUAUCAAAACACUAUCUAGGCCCAAUUCUGGGUGAUACUUUCCUUUGUUAAACACGUAGAAUGCUUAUGGUAUACUGCAUGGCUUAAAUCUUGUUAUCUUUCAAAAUCUUCCACCAUGUCAAAUCCUCAAGUUAAUAUUACGUGAUGUAUUAUUAUGGCUUACUUGUAUGGAUGCUGGCAACAGCUAAUUUAAUCUCAGAUAGCUGGUGGAUGCCUUCAGUCAAGUUGGAUGUAAAGCGUGCAAAAUUAAUUUAGCGUUUUAUUCGAAAUAGAACAAAAAAAAAAGCCUAACCUGAAUGAAUAGCAGAGAUGUAUACUUGUUAACCGCACACACACAGCUAACCCAGGUAGCUGCCCUCCCUGGGAGGGAACAAAUAAAAAACAGACGCUCUUGUGGAGCAUGUAUUUGGCCCAGUCGAUGGCUGGUUAACCAUGGCAGAGCAAUUCACUAAGCCACCGAGUGAAUUUCCCCGAGGGUUUUUAUGAUCUCCUGCUUCAAAACACAUCAAACAGGCUCUUAAAGCACUACCAGAUUUUACACUUCAAGGCAUUACUGUACUUAUGGAACUAUCCAGCUAAAUUGAACUGUUUGUAUUAUAAUACAUCAAAAUGGUUGGCCACAAAACACUCUGUCCACUGAAUGUUGCGCAAAUCAAUGUGUACGGCUUUCUGCAAUCAAAAACGAGGCCAUGAAAUUUGGACAUUUUUGUUGUAAUUCAGUUUGGAUCAUUAGGUUAAUGUACGCAUAACCACGACUAUUUUUUUUUCUGACAACAAAUGGCACAACAAUGUACGAGGGGCUGUAAAAUGACCGAGCUGAACAUUCACGGAUGCUGCAAUUUAUUGAAAAUGCUUUGGCAGAGUUUUACAUUCUUCCGUCAAUUAAGCUUCUGUUCUCAAGCAAUGUCAACACUGCCGAAUGUGGUCCUAUAUCCUCUUUGUACAUAUGAAAAGGUACCAUUCGAGUAUGUUGUGACUUAGCCACUGUUCGUGUAUUUUAACCAAAUGUCAAAACUCACCAGUCAACCAUCAACAAUACCACUUACAAUACUCCGUGAAUUUCAACAGUUUCUAUUGUGUACGGUGGACAAUAUAAACAAUGAAUAUAUACUUAUAAUACUGCACAUUAUUUAACCAGGAUGAAACCCUUGAGAUUCGUAUCCUGUGUCUCACAGGGUGCUGAAAUAUGAAAACAGGAUGCAGUCCGCAUUAAUUAUUCAAAACAAGAAUGUUAUGCAAUAUAGACAAGCCAACGUGAUUGUCAAAACUGGAGAUGUUAUCCUGAAUGUUGCUUUCUUAGUAUGUUAUGAAUGUUGUCUUACAGGCAAGAAAGGAGCUAUUAAUCCAGCCUGGGAUGAUUUCAUCCAACAUUAAAAUAAAUAAAUAUUAAAAUUAUUCUUAUUCGCAGUCUAUUUCUUGUUUAAGAAAUUCAACGAAACCUGAACGGCUAUUGUAUUUUAAAAGAGUGGAAAAUUAAAUCCCAAUGGCUUGAUGGUCAUGCACAGUAUUGUUUUCUAAUAUAUUUUUUACUGCCUAUUGUACACCUGUUUAUAACGCAGCUAAUGGUAAUAACAUUACCGCUGCUUGUCAAGCCAAGAGUGGUUGUCCUAUGGAUAGACUGGCCCUGCCAUAUGAAUGUGGAGCAUUAACCGCUGAGUCACAUCUCCACCGGUGGACAUCAAUGCAGCCCAAUGUUUCUUCUAGAUUUGAAGUUUUCGUGACUGCAAGGAUCCAUACUCUUUGGUUCUUUCGGUAAAGCGAUUGUUUUUUCGCUGUGGAUGUCCCCACCUGAUGACGGACGCUUGUGUUGCGCCCGAAACGUCGUGAUUUAAUUUAGUUGUUUUCAUUUUUGUUUUAUUUUAUUUAAUUCUUACCUACGUGACUUUACCGAGAGAACCAGAGAGUAUGAGCCCAAUGUUUAUUUGAACACGGAGGCACUUCAACUUUUGACUGUAUUCAUAUUCAUGUUUUUCUUUUAGUAAAUCGCAUCUUCCAACACAAUGGGACUUUCUCCAAUAAUAUUUUUGGGGGAAAUAGCUGGGACUCCACGGCUGUGGUUCAGUAGGAGUGGCCUAGCUUUGUUGGGACCGGAAUUGCUGUCGCUGGCGGGGGGACAGGCUGACAUCCAUAAAAGAUGUUUCACACGCUCGCACUUGCAGCUGCACCAUUGUCCCCAUGCCGUAUCCUAAAAAUGGGCCCUGUUCCCCAGCUGUCUUCCUGUUGUAUACAUGACUUCACCGAGGCUCAAUGCAGUGAGUGCAGGUGUAAACAGUUGAACGUUCUAUUUUGGUGAACUUUAAAAAAAAAAUCAUCUUUCUUCCAAAAAUGAAUGGACGUUCUAUCUUUCGUCCAGUAUGUUGUCAAGCGUGGUUGCGCCUGUAAUCCAACGACUUGUAGGUUGGGUUGGUGGGUCAUGCAGAGAUGUGUGCGAUGCCCACCUGCUGGGCAAUGAAGGCAGUUGAGUAAGUCGGUUGUGGAUCUAUCGUAUUUGUGAAAUUUCAGUGUUACCUCAUUUUAAUGGCUUCCAGCUUCUACCCACACGCAAUCGUUUAUAGAAUAUAUAUUAGACAACUAUUCCCAGAGUCCUUCUGAAAAAAAGAACCGUGUGAAUCAAUGAGGCUUUGAUGUGUAAAUAGUUAUUAUAGUACAUAUUUCAAACUUAUAAUCAAGUGGCAAUAUAUAAUUACGGUUCACCAAAAUGUAGAAAGGAAUGUUGGCUUAUUUCAGGUCACACACACUUUGACGAUUCUGGAUCCACGUGGCACGGAAAACACACUUCAAUCAUCAUCUCCAACUGUUUCAGUUUUGACCGCAGUUUAAUUUUUUUUCAAAAUUGUGAUUCGUGUUUCCCCCCCCCCCCCAAACCUUUGUCUUGCCCUCCCAAACUCAAGUCCAGAGUCACCAUACAGCAACACUCCGCUGCGAUGUGUUUUGUUUGCCCGCAGAAAGAUGGAGAGCGCAGGGACCCCAGGAGCUUUGCUCCUCACCUUGGUAUACAGCCUCGCCCAGCUGCCCAGGCACGUGGACGCAGAGGAUAUUCUUCGUGCGCAGUACGACUGCUACAACAAGAUCAUGAGCGACCCCCCACACGCAGACGGAGCCUUCUGCCCACGUACGUGGGACGGGUGGAUGUGCUGGGACGACACUCCCGAGGGGACGAUGGCCUCACAAUUCUGCCCUCCAUACUUCAAGGACUUUGACACCUUUGAGAAAGUUACGAAGAUCUGCAACGCCAGCGGAGCAUGGUUUCGCCACCCAGAGAGCCAGAGGACAUGGUCCAACUACACGCUGUGCAAUGCCUUCACCGAGAAGAGAGCACAGACCACGCUGAACAUGUAUUACUUGGCGGUCAUCGGCCACGGCCUAUCCAUCGUCUCCCUGCUCUUCUCCCUCCUCAUCUUCUUCUACUUCAAGAGCCUCAGCUGUCAGAGGAUCACGCUGCACAAGAACCUCUUCAGCUCCUACUUGCUCAAUUCGGUGGUCACCAUCAUCCUGCUGUCUAUGGUGGUGACCAGCAAGUCCUUCAUAUCCUCCAACCCCGUGGGCUGCAGGGUGGUGCAGUUCCUGCACCAGUACCUCAUGGGGUGCAACUACUUCUGGAUGCUGUGCGAGGGCAUCCACCUGCACACGCUCGUUGUCGUCGCCGUCUUUGCGGAGGAGCAGGAGCUUGUGUGGUACUACCUGCUCGGCUGGGGUUUCCCGUUCAUCCCAGCCAUCCUGCAUACCAUCAGCAGGACCCUCUACUACGACGAUGACUGUUGGAUCAGCUCUGAAACCAGUCUGCUGUACAUUCUGCACGGGACCUUCGUGACAGCACUGGUGGUAAACUUGUUCUUCCUGCUGAACAUCGUACGCGUGCUCCUGACCAAGUUGAGCGACACGCACCGCGCCGAGUCGCACAUGUACAUGAAGGCGGUGCGCGCCACCCUCAUCCUCGUGCCGCUGCUCGGCAUCCAGUACGUGUUGGUGCCCUGGCGUCCAGAGGGCCACGUCGCCGGAGAGAUGUACGAGUCCAUCAUGCAGAUCUUCGUGAACUACCAGGGUCUACUCGUUGCUACAAUAUUCUGCUUCUUCAAUGGCGAGGUGCAGGUGGUGCUCACCCGCCACUGGUCACAGUGCCGGCGGAGGCAGUUUGGCAGCGCUCGUGACGCGGGCCGCUCCUCCUCCUACACCGGCACGUCCAUCACGGACAUGCCAGGCUACACCUCGCACACGGGGUGGAACAAUGGCGAGCACGCCAACGGCAAGUCCAGCGAUGGCAUCUUGUGCCUCAAGAAUCAGCCCAUCCCCAUGUAGGCGGUGGGGGGUUGGGGGGGAGGCACCGCGCGUCCACUCCCACGUCCAUGGUGGCACGUGGCAGAGUGGCGCAGCCAGCGCUGCUAAUCUCUACCUGUCCACCGGCACCUUCCGUCACCUGUUCGCGCAUGGACCCAAUCCCCCUUGUCUACAACGCCCAGCUGGAGACGCCCACACCCACGGCAUCCUCCCCCUUCCACGAGGGGUCAGUGGCCGAUGUCGACGAGAGCACUCAGCAGCGUCCUUCGCACUGCAGCUCGUCGUGAAACUCUGGGGCGCUUUCAGGUCAUCUACGUGACCCGUCUCUUCACCGCCUGAAUUCACUGGGACAUUGACAUUGUUGUCUGGGCCGGUUCACUGUGGAGGAUUCAUCGUUCUUGGGGACACAUUAUUAUUCACACUCAGGAACCCGGUCUACACUGCACCCAGACCCAAGCCUUCUUCCCUUACCUUCUAGUGGCCCUCGAAGCCACAGACGAUGUGUGUUGCCAAUGAAAUUGAUCCACCACGUUUCUCUAAAAGAUUAAACGUAUCGACCUGCCAGCACUUGCCCGUGCCAGUGAAACAUGCUGCCACUUGUUACGCCGUGGUCAUGUCUGAGCCUCCCCCGCCACUGCCCACUGCAGUAGGUCCUCGGUGUGGGUGCAGGUGUUUGUGUUGUGGAGUCUCCAUCGUUGGAGUGGCGAGGUUCACCCAGUAUCCACGUGCGAGUGUGACACUUAGCGUUAGGUUUUGCUGGUCACCGCCGUCUUAACGCCUCUUGUGUGAUGAGCGAAUCAAUGACCAUCUCCUCAAUUACCUACAGGCAUAUGUGAUUGCUAAGCAACGUGAAUGCAUGUUCUGGGUUUUUUUUUCAGGUUAUGAAAAACUAGACAGUUCUAAAUUUACCUAUUAUAUUGGCUUCUCGGAGAAAAAUGAAAGUUAUCAAUGACGGCCAUCAUUUCCCAAGUGCCAUUUCAAAUGCGUCAAGUACGAGUCUCGUUUUGGCCCAUAAUGCACUCGGCAAGAUAAUCACAGCAGGUCCUUCACAGCCGCGGGGUUUGCUAUGGGUGCCGUUGCCUUUUGUCCACACACCCGGGCAUGGAUUCACCUUUGGCAUUUGGCAUUGAGUGAGGAGCACGGCGGGGUGGAAACUCCUGCAGGGAAAAGUCACCAUGGAGGAAACGCCUUAUGAUAGUGACCUCAUCAAUGCAGCAGAAGCAACACAGCUAUGCUUGCCAAUGCCCCCCCCCCCCCCCCCUUACACGCAGCCACGCGUUUUAUGACCAUUUAAUGCAAGCUUGUGUUUUUAGUAAAGCAACCAGUUUUGUUUUACCGUUGUUAUUUUUAUACAGAAAUAUAUAAGUAUAUAUUUUUUUUAUUUUGUGGGUGCUGUGGUGGCGACAUGUUAACUCCCUAGCCUGGUUUGCAGGAAGUCGUGGGUUCGAUCCUGACCCGUGGUCGCGUGGAUUUCCCUUCGGAUCCUCUGGUCUUUCCCUACACAUUUAGAAACAUGCAUUUAGAUGAUUUGGCUGCUAUAAAGUCGCACAUGAUAAGCCACUUAGUUGCGCUAUCAUUUGUGACCAGGUCGUUUCUGAAAAAAAGCUAUAUAGUUCAGUGGGCCUUACCUGGUAAAAUAAAUAAAAAAAAUGUAAUCGUAUAAACUACGACUGUUUCUCAUGCAGUGGAUAGUCUCUCUUUUAUUAAGCAGUAGUCUGAGUUAAUGGACAAAGCAAUUUGAACGAAAUACAGAAACGCCGCACGCAAAGGGCCAUCAUCAGUAACGCGGCACUCACUGCUGUGGAAUGCCAGUCGGUGGAGGAGGAACUUUCAAAGCCAAAGCAGCCUGCACAGAACUCCAUUCUGGCCAACCACAGGCAGCUACAGCAGCAGCAGCAGCACACUGACACUGGCAUGGCUGUUGGUAACAUUGCUUCGACAUUAUUAUUAUGUCUGUCAACCAGAGGGGGCCUUUGCAGGCAUUAAACAUCAGCUUGUGUUUGAAAUCUAAACUGAGCAAGCACAUAAUCGCUUAGCAGCGACUUGCAAAGCUUUGCGUCACGAUCACCUCAUGCCCAAAUACUUUUUUUUUACAAUUUGGAGUUUUCACUGUAUUGUGAAGGAUAUUCCACGUUGGUAUCGUAUGCGUACUUUAAAAAAAGAAUAAACUUAAUAAAUUUUUUAUAUUAAUUACAGAUUUUCUUAAACAUUCACAGGUCAAAUAUUUUUGGCAAUAUAUUUUCACAAUUUAUUUCAUAGGAAUUUGGGGAGUGACCAAUUAUAUUUUAACGAAUUCUAAUGAAGGAUUUUAUAUUAAAAUUGGUGCAAUAAGGGCUGUCUUGUUUAAUAGAAUUUGUCAUAAUCACUAUGUUACAAAGUGCAAUUGUAUUUGCCCGCUGAGCUGAGUUUGAUGAUUGACCUCACGUUCACCGAGGUUUAUGAGUUAUAUCAACACCCAACAUUUUCAACAAUUUUCAUGUAUAUGCAAUGAACACCUUGAAAUGACUUUGCGCAGUUCGUGCAGAAGGAGGCACAGCGAUGAUGGCAAGGUGGCAGUGGGAAUCUGUUAUGCUCGAGUAAAAAUUACACUGCGUCAUUUUAUUUUGCUCAGCCUUCGCUAAAAACCCAGUACAAACAUCAGCGAGACAAGGUAGAGAUCAAGGUGUUUAUUGUCCCUGGUCUCUCCGCGACAAAAACACUUAAUGCUACUCUCUGUCACUUAUAUACACCUGUGCUUUUGGAUAUCUUAAGCGGUAUCAUUAAAAGCAAGAGAAUGACAAAGCACACCCCCCGGUGCUGUGAUGUUGACUGGUGAUGAACUGGUUUGGAGCAUCCCGAUUUGACAACUGCAUAUGGAAAAUCUCGAGCGGCGAUGUGAGAGUGAUAGCGUCAGUAAGCUUGGUGUGGGCCAGUUGCUGGCAUUUGUGAGACAUUCGGAGGCCACGUCUAUCACAGCCUGCGAUGCGACACUUCCGACCCAGUUCAAGAGACGCAAUUCUGGGCAGUGGCCCUUUUUGUCUUCUUACAAAGCCCCCUCGAAUUCAAACAAGGGGGCCGUCUGCCGUUCAACAGCCUCAGAUGCCCCGCGCCCUCUCCCGUGGUGCGCCUUUUCUUGAGCAGUCACAUCAAUGCGCGACAUCAACUCGACGCAUGUCGGCUGGCCGCAUUGAUCCCAUUUGCCCGCCCGUUGCGGUAAUGAACACCGCAAUCCUGUGAAUGAGCAAAGGCGGAGGGGGCCCCUUCGGCCGCGUGUUCAGAGACACGAGGUCUCGCAGGACGUCGCUACGGAUGGAUGAAUAAUCACCCGUGACGGUGACUGCAGGCACGGCUCCUCCUCUGAAAUUGGUUGCAUUGUUUUUCAUGAAGUGGGAUGUGGUUUGGGGAUUGACGUUCCUCAACUCCCCCUUCCCCACCCCCCAUUACCUGGGGGGAGGUGAGGAAGAGAAGGGCAGUACAGUACAACAUGCCCUGUUCACUUUUGGUCUCAAGAUACCAACAUUGAUUCGGAGCCAACUGUAUGGUAUUCACUGUGUAACACUGAUUGUAAGUACGCGCGUGGAGUGGUGUGUGUAAAACGUGUAAGUUAUGCCGAUCCUAGCUGUAGUAACUAAACACUAAUUAAGUCACUGAAUAUUGUUACAGCUUUGUUUUUACUAUUGUAUUAUAUUUAAUGUAUUUUUUUUUGCUAACACCAAGUAUUCUGCCAUAAUAAUAAAAGCGUGCGUGCGUCAAAAGGGUCUGCUAUGCGUAUCAAAUCAAUGAAAAAGCAAAUACAAUGUCUCGUAAAAAUGACAUGUUUUACUUGAAACUCGAUUUGAAGCUUUCGUGACUGCAGGUAAUCCAUACUCUUUGGUUCUUUCGGUAAAGUCACGUAGAAAUAUAUAUGUUUUUUAAAUCAUAGAGUACGACGUUUCGAUCGCAACACAAGCAAGAGGUGAGACUUCGACUCCGUCUUGGUACCCGCGUGGAGACUGAACGUCUCUCAUUGCGUAUUCGCCAACAAGGGCUCACAGAGCGACACUUUGGAAGUUGGGGUCGUCUUACUUCACACUAAAGGUUCCCCGGUGCCUAUUGGCUCGAGUACGGAGACAGAGUGACCCGUAAUUUGCUAAUACAAUCAUUUAAUUACCGCUCACAUGCUGUAUUUAGCACUGACGAACCCGAUUAGCGCGGUUGAACAUGUUCAACUUUGUGUUUUGUUAAGCUACGGCCAGCAUAAACGUUUUAGGAAAUUAAUUCAAAGGCAUCAAACACAUCAAGUUGCUGCAGACUUUCAAUUCCACGUUUAAAUGACCCAUUUCCAUUUGUUACAGUCUGAAAGAUAUACAACACUGACGCUUCAAUCCUACACGGCAUACGUAUACUAUAACACUCCUCUUAUACGUACAAAUUAGUUGGUUUUGACCCAUUGUUUACUCCACUUAUCCACGAUAAAAAAAAAAAUUUGUCCCUCAACUCCCAUUGACAGUAAAAACUUUCCAGGUCGUAGGAAGCUGGAAGGCUCCGUUGCUGCGCUGUUUCGUGAGUUCCACCGGUUGGCGUGUCCUCGUCAGCCGAGGAUGCCUCCUCCGUCUGGCACAGUCAUGCUCUGUAAUGUUGCAUCCGCGUUGGAAAAGAUCAGACUCCUCAGGGAUGUUCUGCUCAUCGCCUUGUCUUGCUGUGCGUCACAUGCGGGGUCAAGGUAUUCCUCACCCACCUCAUCGGACUCAAAACAAAUUUUGCUUGCCAACUGUAGCCUAGAGGAUUGUCAUCCGAGGACAAGGCUGGGUUGCUGGCCCCAUGUCGGCGUGGUCAGCGACAUGCCCGCUGUGAGAAACUUGUUGCUGAUAGCCUCAAUAGACCGCAGAUGUCUGAUGUGUUUUUGAACUGAUUGGGAAAGGGUGACGAAAAGAGUGGAGUGCUCCUGUUUGUGUCACGUGGGGCAUUGUGUACCUGCUGAGGCGUCCUCCCCAUCGCCUGAAACUGAUUAUGACAAAGUCGUGCUGGAGAGGGGUUGGGGUUAACUCUGCUGACACUUCUAUUCUUGCGUGUGGCAGUGAGGGGUUAAAAGUAAUGUUGAGAGAGGCUGGUGAAUCAUUGUUACCUGGUAGGCUAUUGUCCUGCCAAGACAUGAUAUUUUUAUACCUGUCAGCCUAACACACUUCUAAUGUGUUAUACUGCAUUCACUUGCAGCUGUACUAUAUUAAUAAAGGUUUUAAUGAGAAAAACCUUGAGUAGCGCUGGCAGAUACUGGUGUCAAUAAAAAAAAGCACGACUCACAAUCAGGUUUCUGGUUCAAAUCCUGGUGGAAUCAACUCUGAAAGUAAUUUCUCUGGAGUCAUUAAUAUAACUACUUCUUAGGAAGUCAACAUUGGUCGUCCCAUUCAAUGACUGUUCUCUGCCAUAGGAAUGUAUAAUUUCCACCGGUAACUCAGAGCUGCAAAUUGUGAUUAAUCAUUUAUUCAAAAUGUUCACCUGCAACAUCCCUUGAAAUGGAGCAUCUUGUUCGCAAGGGUGUCCAAAGUGUAAAUUUCGAUGGGCAGUAGACAAUGCUUGUUUGACUUUCAGAUUCAACAUAACAAAAUGAUGCCACCCUUUCGGUGUAUUGCCCAGACCUGUGAGCUCGGAAAACCUCACCUCAAAGCAAAAGCUUGCCAGACCUGUCCAGGCACACGUGAACAUAGGGACGCAUGGAUACCUUGCUGAAAAUGUAUUUAUUGUUACAUAGCCUUUACCUAGAACUGAACAUCGUUAUUGGAAUGCCAAUGCACUUGACGAUCAGUGGAAUGAGACAAAAUGUACAUGAUCAUUUUGCAGACAAGAUACAUUUUAAUUGUGAUAACAUUGUGAAGAAUAAGGCAUCCGAUGUAAGUCAAUGUGAACGGGCCCAAAUACAAAUGUUGGAGCAAUGUCAGGCAAAACACUACCUCUUCUUAAGAUGUACACAACAUUGAAUGUUGUUCCAUUACCAAUUGUUCAUUACUAUGAUGUAGCAGCUACAAAUGCUGUCAUAUUCACAAACUAGUAAGUACAAUUAGUUCAUCGAUGUAUCACCGUAGUAUUGUUUACAUGUUAGAGAUGUUUAAUAGCAGAUGCCAUUACGCACUUGAAUAAUUACACACCCGUUAAUAAAUGUAUAACCUUCUACCAUUUGCAAUUUCCCGCAAUACCCAUAAUUCACCCCGAUCACAAAUAUACAGUUUAACAAUUUCACAUAUGUGUUAACACUCCCUAUAUUAAUCUGGAAUGUUAUUCACACAUAAACACGAAUUGUUUCACGUAAAAAAGUCCAAGAUAUACAGACUGCCUUGGAUUGAAAAUCCCACAGGCAUUAGCGUUUGCUGCUUUCAUUUCUGGUCGCAAAUAGUUACCUACCGGGGGGGAGGGGUCAGUGAAAAUCUGCGCUAGUUUUUAAUUAUUUUAACAAGCCUUUGUUUUAACUUAAGAGCAACUAAGCGAGGGAAAACGACAACAACAAAACUGCAAUCAUCCACCCGAGUGCAUGUCCUAAUUUCCUCCUGCGCAUGUGGUGCACAGUCAAAAGAGUACCGCUUUCUGCGCCCAUCCACGAUACAAAAAUCAUCAUCAUCAUCGUCCCAGUCCUGUCCGUUGGGCACUGUGUGGAGGGAACUCAGAUUGUCGUUCCAAAUUGGACUCAAAAGCUAAGCUUGUAGUUCUCCCAUUGCGCUGUGCUCAGCGAAUGAGAAGCUUCGCACGGCGCAUGAAACACAUUCUACGAAGCAGGCAGUCUCAAAGGUGCUAGAUUGUUAAGUCCCAAAUCCGCUCCACGCUGUUUGGAGUCAGUGGCUGUGGACUUCAGCCAGCUGUCUCGGGAGGUCUUUGGGGUGGGCAGUAGCCCCCACCAUAAAUCAGGUGUGAAUACCGCGGUGAUCCAGGGGUCACUUGACCGCACGGACAGACACAUAAGCACACACACACACAAAUAAACAAAGACAAGAUCCGCCUUCCGCCCCCCACCCCACCCCCGCAAAAACACACACUACAGUAUGCACAUUCACACGCAGUCCAGUAAAAAGGUAACCAAAGUAAUGAAUUAGUAAUGUGGAACCUGUUUGAUUUGUAUGACCCGUGAACGUUCGAGUUUCAGCACAAAGCAUCCUGCAAUACCAACUGUCCUCGUUAGAUAUUGUCACAUUCUGCAUGCUCCUUGCUUGCAUACAACCAGUGAAUACCACACCACCUCCGCAUUACUCCAUGUUGGGUUGAUGCAGUCUGACAGUCAACAUGGGUCACCAAGGGCAUUUUCAUAGAUUAUACAAUUUACAUGCACUGUCAAUGCAGCCGAGCAGGGCACAAGUGCAUCCUAUUUGUACACCAGACAUCAGAGUAAACAAGGCACAUGCAGCUAGUUGUCAGCUGAGAUCAACAUCCCCACCUGGGAUCUGUGUCAGAGGUCUCAGGUACAAGCAAUGGCCUCAAGUAAAUUCAUUUCGAUAAAAAAA
Messenger RNA from Petromyzon marinus (sea lamprey), 15476 nucleotides. NCBI's taxonomy places the organism in Eukaryota, Metazoa, Chordata, Hyperoartia, Petromyzontiformes, Petromyzontidae. The record is from RefSeq and is a predicted model, not a curated record.